CGGUCGACUCACUACGCGGGUGGAUUACGCUGUGUUUACUCGGUUCUGCGCUUGACGUAACUAAUUAAUUUCUGGUGUUAGUACCGUCGAGAUUUCUAGAAACGUUUAAAAUCAUAUAUUUUUCGGUUUACUUUGUUAGGAAGUAAGUUUUUCUUGUACAUUACUCGCGAAUUAAUUUAAUAACUCUAGCGUUAAGUUUGUCUCUUAUGUAGUUAGUUAUCUGAACUCCAAAACACUAAUGCAGCCAUGACCAAGCACCUAGUUAUAUAGGAAUCUGUGCACAGUUUUGCAGUUUUUGUUUCUAUGACCAGGAAUAAUAUCCGAUAAUAAAUAGGGUACCGUGCGCGUUAGAGGGACUGUCAUCUUGUGGCCUGAAUCGGAACCAUAAACAUGUUAACCGGAGUAUGAGUCCUGGAUGUCGUCAAGCGCAACAGUGACGGGCGCGCCGCCCGCCCGCAUGGCGGAGCCGCGCCCCGGCAAGCACACCGUGCACUGGUUCCGCAAGGGGCUGCGCCUGCACGAUAACCCGGCACUGCGCGAGGGCCUCAACGGCGCCGUGACGCUGCGCUGCGUCUUCAUCAUAGACCCCUGGUUCGCUAGCUCGUUCAACGUUGGAAUUAAUAAAUGGAGGUUCCUCUUACAAUGCCUGGACGACUUGGACAGCAGCUUGAAGAAGCUGAAUUCGCGGCUGUUCGUGGUGCGUGGGCAGCCGGCGGACGCGCUGCCCAAACUGUUCCGCGAGUGGGGCACCACCGUGCUCACCUUCGAGGAGGACCCCGAACCCUACGGCCGCGUGCGCGACCACAACAUCAUGUCCAAAUGCCGCGAGGUCGGCAUCACCGUGUUGUCACGUGUUUCGCACACAUUAUUUAAGUUGGACAAGAUUAUUGAAAGGAACGGUGGCAAGGCGCCGUUGACAUACCACCAGUUCCAAGCGCUGAUAGCGAGCAUGCCGCCGCCGCCCGCCGCCGAGGCGACCAUAACGCCGCAGCUCUUCAACGGAACCGUCACGCCCAUCUCGGACGACCACGACGAGCGCUUCGGCGUGCCUACACUCGAGGAACUAGGUUUUGAAACAGAGGGGCUAAAACCGCCGGUAUGGAUCGGCGGAGAGAGCGAGGCUUUAGCGAGGCUAGAAAGACAUUUAGAACGGAAGGCGUGGGUCGCUUCAUUCGGGAGACCAAAGAUGACGCCGCAGUCCCUGCUAGCAAGCCAGACCGGCUUGUCACCGUAUUUAAGAUUUGGAUGUUUAUCAACAAGGCUGUUUUAUUACCAAUUGACCGAAUUAUACAAAAGAAUUAAACAAGUGCGGCCGCCAUUAUCCCUUCACGGGCAGAUUCUGUGGAGAGAAUUCUUUUAUUGUGCGGCUACUCGAAACCCCAAUUUUGACCGAAUGGAAGGAAACCCUAUAUGUGUACAAAUACCCUGGGAGAAGAACCAAGAUGCCCUAGCGAAGUGGGCAAAUGGUCAAACUGGAUACCCGUGGAUCGACGCGAUCAUGAUACAGUUGCGCGACGAGGGCUGGAUACACCACCUGGCGCGGCACGCCGUCGCCUGCUUCCUCACGAGAGGGGACCUCUGGAUCUCAUGGGAAGAGGGCAUGAAGGUCUUCGACGAGCUGCUGCUGGACGCGGACUGGUCGGUGAACGCCGGCAUGUGGAUGUGGCUCUCGUGCUCCUCCUUCUUCCAGCAGUUCUUCCACUGCUACUGUCCCGUGCGCUUCGGCCGCAAGUCCGACCCCAACGGAGACUUUAUCAGAAAAUACAUCCCGGUACUGAAGAAGAUCCCGACGCAGUACAUCCACGAGCCGUGGCUGGCGCCCGAGGCCGUGCAGAUCGCCGCCAACUGCGUCGUGGGCCGCGACUACCCGCUGCCCAUGGUAGACCACAGCAAAGCCUCCAAGAUUAAUAUCGAACGCAUCAAGCAGGUCUACGCCCAGCUUGCCAAAUAUUCACCACAUGGUAAUGUCCUGAAUCCAAACAAUGUCCAGAGACCUAACGCAGUACUGUCAUCGCCAAGCCCUUCUUCUAUAAUCGCAAGCAUCAACCAGUCGAACUACCUGUGCAGCAAGUCUCCCGACCCGCCACAAAACUCGCAAACUCAAGAAGGAAAAACGUACAAGGAAAUUCCGAACUACAAUGACACGAACAGGACUCUGCGGCCCCAAAAGAUUGGCUCGCCUAAGCCGCCACCCUUCAAAGAAAUCGUAAUUGUGCCCAUAGUACAAAACACUAAUGUGAAUCACGAGAAGGUAGCAGACGGCAGAACUUAAUGAGCAGGCACAGCGCGGACGUGCAAUGUUGCUCGGUUCGCCUUCAAGAACGUUAUGUGCCGUAAAAUAAAUUAAAAUACCGACAGAUUUAUGUAUAUACUCGAACAGAAGAGAAAAUCGUUGCGAUUGCUGUAAUCGGCAAUUUGUAACAUGAAGAUAGACAGACGGCCCGAAUUCUAAAGUUUAUAAAUAUGAAUUUGUUUUUAUAUGCGCCGGAUUGGAAUUUUAUACGCAACGCUUAGCCUCGAUAUUGACGAAGCGGAGUAUAGUGUGUGCGCAGUAGAAGUUGGGUUCACGGCAAUUAAGGGCUGUGCUCGCUGCUCGCGGGUCAAAUUAUGUACAAGAUAUUUGCAGUUUCUUAACCUUUUCGCAAAGGAUUAACAAAAUAAUAGGGUUAAAUGGUUCUGUAAAUAUGUCAGAAAACUGCAAAGACAGUUGUUUUGUAUGUAAAUUGACCCGCGAAUAUUCUCCUAAGGGUAUAUCAUUAUUAUUGUUAUGUACCUGACAGCACCGCUGCUGAGAGUAUACGACGUCUCACCUGCGACACUUUAAUUAAUAAUAAAAUUUUGUACGUGUCUCACAUUUUAUGUAUUUUUAUGUAAUUGGCGUUAGGAAAGUAAGAAAUAAUCUAAUAAAUGUUACAAAAUCUAA
Cydia pomonella (codling moth) is the source of this 2923-nucleotide messenger RNA. It is a transcript of the gene cry2, whose product is annotated as cryptochrome-1-like. Gene Ontology annotation, molecular function: FAD binding; DNA binding. The record is from RefSeq and is a predicted model, not a curated record. Gene Ontology annotation, biological process: entrainment of circadian clock by photoperiod; circadian regulation of gene expression; negative regulation of DNA-templated transcription. Bases 416 to 2272 code for a protein of 618 amino acids. NCBI's taxonomy places the organism in Eukaryota, Metazoa, Arthropoda, Insecta, Lepidoptera, Tortricidae. Gene Ontology annotation, cellular component: nucleus; cytoplasm. The transcript is spliced from 11 exons.